AUGUCGUUUGAAGUAGGGGCACGGGUGGAAACCGAAAAAACGGGUAAAGGUCGAGUUGCGUUCUGUGGUGAUGUGCAAUUCGCUGAUGGUGAAUGGGUCGGUGUUAUUCUCGAUGAACCUCGAGGGAAGAACAACGGUACUGUGCAGGGCGUUCAGUACUUCACAUGUGAACCUAAUUACGGGCUCUUCAUACGUCCCACACAGUUGAAAUCAGAAUCAGCCCGAACACGAACAAGUGGUCUAAAAACACCAGCAGCUCGUAAGGAUGUUACACCGGCGACAAAAGGUGCGCGCUCCUCUCCUAGUGGUAGUCCAAAAGUAAGUCCUUCUGUUUCAUUGGAACGUCUGUCAAAGGUUCCGGCACCAAAGAAAGUGCUUUCCUCGUCAAGGCUUGCUGAUCAUGCUGAUCAGAAGAGAAAAUCUUCCACAUCUCUCAAGACAAGGUCUUCUUCAACUGUUUCGUUGACGCCAAAAAUAGCCCGAGAAGGGUCGAAUUUGUCGCAAGCUGGUUCAGAGAAGAACGAAAGGCAGGAAAAAGAAAAGCAACCCGAAAAGCCACCGGAGAAAUCGCCUGAGAAACCAGAGAGUGUCAUGGAUAAGGUGAAGAAGUUACAAGAGUCUGCUGCGCCUAUGUCUCCGAUGUCUCCAAUUCAUACAUCUAUCCCUUCGGGAAUGGACGAAGGCACUGAGCAGGAGUAUCUGAAGCUUCAAGUCAAGGACUUGUCAGAGAAGCUCGAAACUUUGAGACUCAAACGCAAAGAAGAUCACGGCAAACUUGUGGACUACGAAAGGAGCAAGAUUCAGUUGCAAGCUUUGAUGGAGUUGAAGUCGAAAAUGGCUGACCAGUUACUGGAUCUGCAAAGACAACUUCAAGAAGCGAGAAAGGAGGCGAUUGAAAGCCGCGAGUGGAAAGAAGCUAAUCAGGACGAGUUAAGUUCAGCAGCUGAGCAGCUAGAGAUGGCGACAAUAGAUAAAGAAAUGGCUGAAGAAAGGGCGGAAGCACUACAGAUUGAGCUUGACUGUUUGAAGCUAAAGAAUGAAGAACUUGAAGCGGAUCUAGAAAUCCUCAAAGAAGAAAUGGCUGCUGGAGGUAGUGGAGGCAUCAGUGAAGGCAAUAGUGUGCAGUUGAAACAACUUGAGCUGCAGAACGAAAGACUAAAGGAGGCGCUAAUAAAGCUUCGUGACAUAAAUGCAGCCGCUCAAGCAGAAAAGACUGCAGCGGUGAGAGAGGCAGAAGUGCUAAGAACGGAAAAUGUGGAGCUUGUAAGAGCUGCUGAAAUCGCCAGGAAAACUGCCCAAGAUGCGGAUAUGCGAAUUCAUGACUACCAGGAGCAGAUCGAGGCGGCAAUGGGAGCCGAAGAAAUGGUUAUGAAUUUGGCCAACAAGAACAUGGAGAUGGAGAAUCAGAUCAGACAACUCGAAGGUGAUCGGGAUGAACUGGAGGCUCUUCGUGAUAUGGAUGAGCAAAUGAUGGAGGAGCAGAAACUGGUCGAGAAGGCAUUACUGGGAGAAAUCGAAGGACUUCAUAUGAAGAUCAACGAACUUCAACGACGGAUGAAGCAAGAGGAAGAUCAUCGCGAUGAGUUGAUUUCAACCAUUAUGAAAUUCCGGAAGAAAGUUGGCGAGCAAAACGAGGAGAUUCAAGAUCUCAAGGAUCAGGUUUUGAGAUAUCAAGAAGAAUUGACCGGUCAUAAAUCUGAGGAGAACAAUAUGGCUAGCAUUGUCAGUCAGAUGCAAGUUAAUGUGAACAGAACAUUUGCUGAGUCGGUCGAACGUCAAGUUUCUGCCAUAGAGGUUGAAUUCGCCAGGAAACAAAUGGGUUACCUCAAGCAGUUCCUACCAGAUAACUUUACUAAAGCUGGAGGUGAUAAUGAUGCGGUGGUUCUAAAUGUGUUGUUUCCACGAUUGUCAGCGAAAGCGAAGCUACUAACCAAGCUCAUGGCUGAAAGAUUUCCUGGAGUACCUGGAGGAACGCGUCGCGAACAUGUCACGAAGUCCCAUAAGGCUGAACAAUGGGCUCAUUCUGCUCGUAUCGCUCAUACCAUGAGUGCUUUAAUAGCGACUUGCGGACAGUUUGAGAGCGCUCUUGGGAACAUAUCUCUCGAAGACCUAUCUCGAUUAGCUCAACUUCAGCCUGAAAUGACCUCACAAGAGAGAGUUAUCGACGGGUAUCUGGAACUACUAAGGCAAGCAAGACUAGACGCAGAAACAUCUCUCGAGAAUAUGGAUAAAGUGGUCACAUAUUUCCAGAAUGUUUUGUCUGUUAAUGUAAGUGCAGAUAGCUAUGAUACGUGUGCAUGGCUGCGAAAUGUCUUCCAACAGAUUAUCACAGGCAUUGCGUGGUGUAAAGUAAACAAUCAGAGGAUUUCGUUCUUCUUGAAGCCAGGACAAGAAGGAUGUGACGUGGCUGAAUUGAUAAAAACAAUUGGCGAUGAGCUAGUGCAGUGUGAGCAGUUAGCUAUACGAGCUGGUAAACGAGUUCCUACGGAGAAACAGUUGAAACUGACUCCGCAGACGAAUGACGAUAUUCAAUCAGCAAUCCACCACUUGGGAAGAUUGGCGUCUAUUCUGCACGAGACAUGUGGAAUAGCAAGUGUCCAGAUCAACAUUAACCCAGAACUGGAUGGAUUUGACUCAACAAGAGUGAAAGAAAUGAUUCAUGGCGAAGUUGAAAAGGCUAACGGUUCAAUAACAUUGGAGAAAACAUUUGAUCCGAUUAGCAAGUAUCUGUGGACUCUAAGAGAAGCUCUCAGCAAUAUUUUCAAAGCAUUGGAAACUGGAUCUAUGGAAAUAGAUCCAAAAGAAAAGGGCUUCCCUCCAGUUCUCGAAAGGGCUCACCUGCGAAAGCAAGCAGCUGCUGAGGCUGAAGGGCUGCGUUGGCAACUAGAAAAAAAGGAUAUGGAGAUUCUCGAACUGAAAAAGACCAUUAAGAGCAGACUCGACGAUAUUAGCAACUACAAGCUCCGCCUGGACAUGGCUGAGGCGAGGAUUGAAUCUGCAGGCAAGCAAGAUAAUGUAAAAGUGCAGCAUUUGGAGGCGAAAAUAGAGCAGCUAGUGGCUGACAAUAAGAAGAAGCAAAUUGAGUUUGACGAGACCAUGGAUGCCUUACAGAAGGAGCUGAAGGAGUGCGAGAGAGAAAAUUCCGAACUGAAGCAGAUAGCAAAGAAUUUCUCGAGGAAGACGCUUUUGGACAAUAUACAACGUAUUGAAUCACGAGCUGUCACAUCACCAGUUCAAGCAACGUCUCCUGUUGGACUUGCGUUAGGGAGAGAAGAAGCGGCGUUACUUGAACAACAGCUCACCGAAAGUCGUGAAUCACUACGUAGAGCUACGUUGGAGAUCAUUUCGCUAAAAGCUGAAUUGUCAAUGGCGCAGAACAGAAAUGGCGUAAUGCGCCUUCCUGAUAUGGUUUGUGGACCGGAAACCUUGAAAGCAAAAGAGAAUGAUGCCAUACUGGAAGGAAUCAGUAAGGAAGUAGACCAGUUGAAAAGGGAUGAACUCAAGUAUAUGGUGUUCAUUCCAAAUCCCUCGCGACCACGACAUCUGCAAGAACAAGAUCGAACCCAAUUCGAGAAGGAAAGAGACGCUUACAACUAUCAAGUUUCUACGGUGCGAGCACGACUACAUCAGUACUGGAAGGAGAUGUGUCCAGGACAACCAUUCCCUACACUGUUUGAUCUGUCAUCGAUAAAGAAAGUGCCGAAAGUGCGUGAUGUCCGAUACGGCGUGAUCCUAGGAAAAAUAAUAGUAGUGUUUAAAUCUCAUUUGAACAACUCGUACUUUCAUCGUACAGUUGCCUGUAAUAUCUUCGUCAAAUGUGCUCCUGUGCUGCAGUAUCCUUUCUAUCUUUUCCAUAGUCGUUCAAACUGCUACGAAGAAGGAGAAGUCGAAGCUUUCUACAUGGAAGAUCAUACCUUCUACAAGAUCAUAGUUGGUGAUUUCAACGCCAAAAUUUGCCGCCGAGAAACUUCACAUUGGGACCCACGGUCUCCAGUGGAACGAAUGGGAAAAGAGGCUUUCCGAGUUUAUCAUAUUCAUGACGACUAA
Molecule: messenger RNA, 4047 nt
Organism: Necator americanus (New World hookworm)
Lineage: Eukaryota; Metazoa; Nematoda; Chromadorea; Rhabditida; Ancylostomatidae
Exons: 35
Coding region: 1-4047 (1348 amino acids)
Biological process (GO): nuclear migration; cytoplasmic microtubule organization; establishment of mitotic spindle orientation
Cellular component (GO): cytoplasm; axon; microtubule associated complex
Molecular function (GO): microtubule plus-end binding
Source: RefSeq, a predicted model, not a curated record